Molecule: messenger RNA, 372 nt
Organism: Cooperia oncophora
Lineage: Eukaryota; Metazoa; Nematoda; Chromadorea; Rhabditida; Trichostrongylidae
Source: the annotation of a GenBank genome assembly
AUGGCGAGUCGUCGCCAAAGGCAAUUCGACCGCAAGUACAGUUCUUACAGAAAAUACACCGCAAACGAGGAUGUGAACUACAGUGCUCAUUCGUCUCGAUCGAGUUUUCGAUCCGAGUCGAUGACGUCACGAAGUGACGGACGUGGACGUUCAGUGAGCUCGGAAAUCAUUACGGGCUCUGAUACACGAUCGUAUCCGGUUUAUAUCGCGAUCCAGGACUAUCAACCAGAAAGCACCGAUGUUGAGGGUAUUCCCUUGGAACAGGGUCAGAUUGUCGAAGUAUUGGAUAAGAAGAAUCCAGCCAGUUGGCUGGUACGAACUAAGGUCUGGUCUGAUUUCUCGUCAGUUUUUUGUAGUAGUAAACAGAUCUGA